Pelagomonas calceolata is the source of this 935-nucleotide messenger RNA. The record is from the annotation of a GenBank genome assembly. NCBI's taxonomy places the organism in Eukaryota, Pelagophyceae, Pelagomonadales, Pelagomonadaceae.
GCUCGACAUUGCGGCUGGAAUGCGGCUGGAACAGGCAACACGGGUGCUGUGCACGUCGAUACGCGUGCAUAUUACGCGCAUCUGAUCCCUUGCAUUGACAGCACAGCGACUUUUUCGCAACUUUGAACCGCCGCUGGGGCCACCACUCACCGGAGAGCAUCACACACUGGUGCAAAAUAAGCGCCAUCGACGCGACAAUGGCAACAGCAAGAGUGCGCCGCCGCUGGACCCUCGCCUGCGAGAGCUUAGAAGUAAACAAAACAAAAGAACGGGAAUGGUGGCGCCGCGUCGAGACCGGCUACGGCGAACCGGGUCGGCACUACCACACUUUGGUGCACAUCGACGCCAUGCUCACCUUAGCUACCGACCACGAAGUGCAAGACCGAGUAGCCGUGGAUCUCGCCACCAUCUUCCACGACAUUGUCUACGACGCCGUUGCUGGUGGUGGUGGCCGCAACGAGCGCGAGUCCGCUCAAGUGUUUGUCGAAUUCGCUCAGAGUACCACAAUGACGUCGGAACGCAUCAAUAAGGUAGUAGAGUGGAUCGAGCGCACGUGGAGCCACGACGGUAAUGGCUUGGACGACGACGGCCGGCUCUUCAUGGAUUUUGACAUGAGCAUCCUGGGCGCGGAGAGCGGGGCGUACGCGCUUUAUGCUUCCCAAGUGCGUCUCGAAUACGGCCACGUGAACUGGCUGUAUUGGCGCAUCGGGCGGUCGCAAUUUUUGUCUUCUUCGACGUCCAAAAAUGUGUUUUGUACUUCUGAGUUUGCGGGGUUGGAAGGGAAGGCGCUUGAUAAUGCGCGGGCGGAGUGUUUGAAAUUGCGGCUCGAGCUAUUUGUGGCGGGCUGUGUCGGCGUCGCGGGCCUUGGCGUGGCGGGGCGCGUAAUGUUGUCGUUGUUGUGACUUCUACUUCUACUCUUUUGUGACUGGCGGCGG